UUCACUUACGAGCGUUUGUUCCCACUCUACAAACAGUGCUGCUAUUUGCAGAAUGAGGCUGUGGCUUCUUCUCGUUGCUCUCUACUCUAUAGCCUAUGCAAAGGAGGAAAAGAAGGAUGCAAAGGAUGGAGCAGAGAAAGCUGAGAAUCCAUUAGCAAAUGGAUUUGUUGGCGACAUAGACUGGGUCGAAUGGCACAAAGCAAUCGGUGUUGCAAAAGAUCUCAGAAAACCAAUCAUGCUGAUCAUUCACAAAACUUGGUGUGGAGCUUGCAAACGAUUGAAAAGCGAGUUUUCUACGGCACCACAAACUAAAGAUCUCGUUACCCUUUCCAAGAAAUUUGUGAUGGUCAACGUACAAGAUGAUGAAGAGCCUCAAGAACAUAAAUACGCUCCGGAUGGAGGAUACAUCCCUCGUGUCCUGUUUUUGGAUACGGAUGCUGAGCCACUCCUCACAAACAACGCAAAAAGAUACAAAAAUAACAAGUAUUUCUAUCCAUUUGUCCCCGAGCUUGUCGACGGAAUGAAGAGAGCACUGGAAGAGUUCAAAGAAAUUGAAAAGGGAGGAAGAAGGCCUAGAUUGUCAAAAAACGCGGAGGGAGAGCAGGCCGAUACUAAGCCUAGGAAAAAAGCAGAAGAAGAAGACGAAGAGGAGGAUGAGAUGAAAUACGAAGAAAGCAAAACUGAGAAGAAGAAAGACUCCAAAAAGGAUGAGAAGAAAAAGGAGGAGAAGGUGAAGGAAGAAAAGAAGACAGAGAAGAAGAAGUCAGAACAAGAAAAGAAAGAGAAAGAGAAGAAGAAGGAGGAGGAAGAAGAGAAGGAAGACGAAGAAGAAGAAGAGAAGGUAGCCAAGAAGAAGGAAGAUAAGAAGAAAGAGGACAAGAAGAAGGAAGACAAGAAGAAAGAGGACAAGAAGAAGGAAGAUAAGAAGAAGGAGGAUAAGAAGAAAGAUGAUAAGAAGAAGGAAGACAAGAAGAAAGAGGAUAAAAAGAAGGACGAAAAGAAGAAAAAGUCAACUAAAGAUGAGAAGGGUAUGGAAGAAGCCAUUCUAACAUAUCUCUAACAAUUUUCUAUCGCUACAUAUCGCUAUCUCUAUAACAAGCGCAGAGUUCAAUAUCCAAGUCUCUUCAUAUUUGCAGAAAGAUGAGCUAUAAAAACUAUCAACAUUCCUGCACUCGUGCCCGCCAGAAGCUACGGAUAUAAAUCAAGUUUGUUUUUGGUUAUAAAUUUUAUCUAUUGUCGAGAUUUUGUUGAAAUAAAA
Molecule: messenger RNA, 1258 nt
Organism: Cylicocyclus nassatus
Lineage: Eukaryota; Metazoa; Nematoda; Chromadorea; Rhabditida; Strongylidae
Source: the annotation of a GenBank genome assembly